CCGAAAUCAAGAGCGGCAGCGAAGCAAGAAAGGCAGCAGCCGUCGGUCCUCUAGCAACAGACCUCCAUGGCGGCGACGGCGUUUGCGGCGUCCUCAACGGCUGCCGCAGUGCUGGGCGGAGCUCGCCUCCCUGUACCCGGCUCCGCCGUCCUCAUCCCGCCGCGACCUCGCCGCUACUCGUCCCUGCCUCUCCCCCUUUCCUCCUCCCACUCCCAUGAUGUUUGCAGGUUUUCUUCGCUCCGGGUAAGAGCAUCUUCAUCAUCAGAAGAGUCAUCUGGCUCUGUUCAAACUGAUGAGCUCCUGGCAGAUUUGAAGGACAAAUGGGACUCGAUUGAGAACAAAUCCACGGUCUUCUUGUAUGGCGGAGGUGCAAUUGUUGCAGUGUGGCUAUCUUCCAUAAUCGUCGGUGCUGUCAACUCAGUUCCUCUGCUUCCAAAGAUCAUGGAAUUAGUGGGGCUUGGAUACACUGGAUGGUUCGUAUACCGUUAUUUACUUUUCAAGGAAAGCAGAAAAGAAUUAGCCAGUGAUAUUGAAUCUUUGAAGAAGAAGAUUGUCGGAACAGGUGAACAACUGUAGUUAGCCGGCAAUAUCUGAGGAUUCUCUUGAUGACCUCUCUAAGAUGCAUUGAUAGCAUAUCAAACAGCGCCUUAUGCUAUUCCUGAGAAUUUUCCUCCUUGUAAUGCCGAUAAAAAAAGUUAUUAAUUAUUAUUUAUAGUUA
Molecule: messenger RNA, 718 nt
Organism: Musa acuminata subsp. malaccensis (wild Malaysian banana)
Lineage: Eukaryota; Viridiplantae; Streptophyta; Magnoliopsida; Zingiberales; Musaceae
Source: RefSeq, a predicted model, not a curated record